Molecule: messenger RNA, 1650 nt
Organism: Trichophyton verrucosum HKI 0517
Lineage: Eukaryota; Fungi; Ascomycota; Eurotiomycetes; Onygenales; Arthrodermataceae
Exons: 6
Coding region: 1-1650 (549 amino acids)
Source: RefSeq, a predicted model, not a curated record
AUGACGCAAGCACAGGAAAGUCUUGCACGCUUCCAAGCUCGCCGCGAAGAGGCACUCUCCAAGGUGGACGUUGAUCUAUCCCGAAUCCCAGAGAAGUUGUCCGGGAAUGUGACAGACAUACCAAGACAGUGUCUCUCGCAGGAAGAUAUUGGCAUUACUGAAUCAUCCGCUCAGUCACUGCUCGCUUCUCUUGCACAGGGAACCCUCACUGCAACCGCAGUUACCAAGGCUUUUCUCCGCCGAGCGGUCAUUGCACAGAAACUGGUCAACUGCGUUCAUGAACUUCUGCCAGAGCGAGCACUUGCACGGGCGAAGGAACUGGAUGAAUAUUUCGCAAAGCACAAGAAGCCAAUUGGUCCCCUCCAUGGCCUUCCUGUCAGUGUGAAGGCUCAUAUGGGCGUCAAGGGAUGCGACACCAGCUCUGGCUUUGUUGCCUGGGCAGGACGCCCAUCUCCCGAUGAUGCCGAGCUUCUCAAGAUUCUGAUUGCAGCUGGAGCAGUCGAAUACGUGAGAACAACAGAACCACAAGCGCUGUUGAUGUUGGAGACAAAAAGCAAUGUCACCGGCGAGACAGUGAAUCCCCACAACAUUGCUCUGACCCCUGGCGGUUCGUCUGGUGGUGAAUCUGCUCUGCAGGCACUUUACGGCAGCCCACUCGGCAUUGGCACGGACAUGGGAGGCAGUAUCCGCUCGCCAGCAUCAAACUGCGGCCUAUACGGGUUCAAACCCACCACGCACCGAAUCCCUCUCACCGGAUGGACUGCCUACAACAUCGGCGUGGAGACAAUCUGGGGAACAGCCGGCCCACUAUGCCCAACAUUUGAAGGCAUCGACCUCAUGAUGAAAGUUAUCCUUGACGCUGAGCCUUGGCGCAAAGACCCAAGCCUGCAUCAGAUGCACUGGCGAGAACAUGCCCAGUGUAUUAACCCGAAAGGAGAAAAGAAGUUCAGGGUCGGCGUUAUGUGGGACGACGGUAUUGUAAAGCCUCUCCCACCGGUAACUAGAGCCCUGCAUGAAGUUGUGGCGAAGCUCAAGUUAGUUCCCGGUGUCGAGGUUGUUGAAUGGAAACCAUUCCACCACGAUGAGGCAAUGGAGAUCCUCGCAGGCCUCUAUUCUCCUGACGGUGGAAAAUCAUACGAAGCCCUUCUCCAGGAGGGUGGAGAAUCUGCUCUCCAGCUUGCAAACUGGGUUGCGAAAGAGAGUCCUGCCGUCAAAGCCCACGAUCUCCCUGCUCUAUGGAACCUAUUGAAGAGACGUGAGGCAUACCGCUUCAAUUACUUGACCGAAUGGAACAAGCUCGAACCUGACAUGGACGUGAUUCUAUGCCCCGCCCACCCCAAUGUUGCGCCUGUUCUCUCCACAUCUCGGUACUGGGGUUAUACAUCGAUCUGGAAUAUUCUCGAUUACCCAGCCAUUGUAUUCCCAGUUACAAGGAUCAAUGCACAACUGGACACCAAGGAGACAGGAUAUACGCCUAGAAAUGAUGACGACGCUCUGUAUCAAGAUAACUAUGACCCUGUGAUUCAAGCCUCGGCUCCUGUAUGUCUUCAACUAGUUGGUAAGAAGAUGCAGGACGAGAUGGUUGUGCAGGCAAUGAAGGAAAUCAAGGAUGCUAUCGGUCUGCCCUUCGUCAACUGCCUGAAUGGAUGA